Ostrinia furnacalis (Asian corn borer) is the source of this 1294-nucleotide messenger RNA. It is a transcript of the gene Hou, whose product is annotated as GID complex subunit 8 homolog protein Houki. NCBI's taxonomy places the organism in Eukaryota, Metazoa, Arthropoda, Insecta, Lepidoptera, Crambidae. The coding region runs from base 109 to 810 and encodes 233 amino acids. The record is from RefSeq and is a predicted model, not a curated record. Gene Ontology annotation, molecular function: protein binding. The transcript is spliced from 4 exons.
CUAAGUUUCAAUGUCGUUUGAUGUCGUUCUGUCUGUUUUCUUGCCUGUGUCAUUGAUUCCUUCUAAAUAUUUUUAUUUCUAUUUAAAUUGAUUUAUUCAACUGGGGAAAUGAGCCUCAAUAAUUCAUCUCAAAAUGAUACCAAUAAAGAGUACACUACUAUUAAUAUUUACGACAAGGAAGACCGAAGAAUAUCCAGAACAGAUAUGAAUAUGUUAAUAAUGAACUACUUGGUAACAGAGGGUUUCAAAGAGGCAGCCCUGAAGUUCCAGCAAGAGGCUGGUUUGCAAGAGCCCGCCCUCUGCAGCUCCCUCGACGAGCGCAUCAUGAUUCGGGAGGCGGUGCAGGGCGGCCGCAUACCCGAAGCCAUUGCAAUGGUCAACGCACUUCAUCCUGAGUUAUUGGACAACGAUAGAUAUUUGUAUUUCCAUUUGCAGCAAUUGCAGCUUUUAGAACUGAUUCGGGCUGGAAGAGCAGAGGAAGCACUGGCGUUUGCUAGUGCCACGCUAGCAGAAGCCGGUGCUAAUGACAGCAACGCCCUGACAGAACUCGAGCGUUCACUUGCACUACUCGCCUUUCCGGAUCCUCACGCUUCGCCGUUUGCUGACUUGUUACUGCCAUCCCAUAGUCAAAAGAUUGCCAGCGAAUUAAAUGCAGCAAUACUGAAGAUGGAAAACCAAGAAUACACUAAUCCCAAGCUGUGCAGCCUCCUAAGAAUGAUCCUGUGGUCCCAAAGUGAACUCGACAAGCAUAACAUCAAGUACCCCAAAAUGACUGAUCUCGCAAACGCAACUAUAGAACAGCCUAAAUGAUUUAGGGGAUAGCUGACAGUCGAUACUGUUAAUGGUGUUCUUAAUGAUCAACUGGUUUAGUUUUCAAACAUUCUCUCUCUACACUACAUGUUGCAAGAAAUUAUUUUCAUUCACUUAUGAACAUGUGAUGAAAUAUUGCAUAACAGCCAUUGAUGAUAUGACAAAUUAUAUCUUUCAGAUUGUUAUGUUGACCUUUGAAAUUCCAUGUAAGUAUUUUACCAAUCAAAAGAACACCAUUAAUCUGUUUUCUGAGAUACAUUAUUAUGAUAAGAAUUUCUGAUAAUUUUGUCAAUGGUAUUUUUUGUUGCACCUCAAGUGGAAGUUUAAAGCAAUAAAUCCAGGUAAAUAAAUUCCACUUGGGGAAUGAUAACUGAAUUUUUAUAUACAGUAAUAAAAACCUGGAGAAAUACGGUCUCCUUCACAAAAACUAUUUGCUCUCUUGCUGCAAUAGAUAAAUACCAUGUGAUUGUCAGGACUGUGAGAA